CAAACAAGCGCAUAUUUUCUGCUUGUUGACAUUUUAUGUUUGACACAAAUACUUUUAUAAAAUUAUUCACUGUGUGUGAGUAAAAUAGACAUUAAUUACCUUCCGAGCAAAGUCUUGUGGGUGUGUCGUGUCGAAAACGCAAUUGGACGGAGUCAUGUGAGAUAUUGAGUGGAACCGGCAUAUUUGCCCAUUGAAUUACGUGCACGAUUAUUUAUUUACAAAAAGUUUAUGAAUUGUAAGGAAAAAUGUCUUCUAAUAACAUAUCGGCGCUCAAAUUGCGAGGACCUGGACGGCCACCAAAGAAGAAUACGUCUUGUACAUGGUGUAAUGAAAACAAACUACCUUUAAAGUAUGUGUACCCAACAACAAAUGGAAAAAAGGAGUUCUGUUCAGAGACUUGUCUCGCGGAAUUUCGGAAGGCAUAUAUAAAAGGAGCUUGUAUACAAUGUGAUAAUGUUAUACGGGGGACAAAUAGUCCAUCCAAAGAGUUUUGUUCUACAUACUGUAUGACCAAACAUCAGAAAAAGAAUGAGUUACAAAGUAGAGUUGCAACAGUGGUACCUUCAACUCCAAUGGAAGGUGCCUCCCCUGGUCCAUUCCAAUAUGAAACCUAUAACCCAUUUGAUUGGGAGGAGUAUUUAAGGGAAACUAAUUCUACACCAGCACCACAGAAAUGUUUUAAACAGUCAGAAAGUCCUCCACCAAAUGACUUCAAAGUUGGCAUGAAACUUGAGGCUCUAGAUCCCAGAAAUGUCACUUCUACAUGCAUAGCCACUGUCAUCAGCAUAUUAGGACCCCGACUGAGAUUAAGAUUAGAUGGUAGUGACAAUAAGAAUGAUUUUUGGAGGCUAGUUGACUCAGGAGAGAUUCAUCCCAUUGGCCACUGUGUAGAGACUGGAGGAAUGCUACAACCACCUCUUGGCUUCAGAAUGAAUGCAAGUUCUUGGCCAAUGUUCCUGUUGAAAACGCUUAAUGGAGCAGAAAUGGCGCCAAAAGAAAUUUUCCAUAAAGAACCUAAAGGUCCACAAAGCAAUCUUUUUGAGAUUGGCCAGAAGCUGGAGGCAGUGGAUAAAAAGAAUCCUCAGUUGAUUUGUUGCGCGACAGUCGGCGCAAUUAAAAAUGAUCAGAUACAUGUUACUUUUGAUGGAUGGAGAGGCGCGUUUGAUUAUUGGUGUAAAUAUGAUAGCAGAGAUAUUUUUCCAGUGGGGUGGUGUGCAAAGUCUGGUCAUCCAAUGCAACCACCUGGGCAGAAAAAUAAUUCUGGAGCAAACAGAUUCAGGUUUCGACCGGCAUUCACCGCACCCCCGCCCCUUCCAGUCAGCACAGUGGCACCGGAAGUGGUUCAAUCUCCAGAAGCGGACACCUCAGUUCCGCCACCCCCUCCCAUUCCCAUUCACUUUCGCAAACAGUGUUUGGGCGGACCUUACGUCGACGUGAAGCUGCUUCCCGACGUGUUGGAAGACACGGGCGGCAACAUCGUUAAGAAGCUGAUCGGUCAGCUGUUGAACGCGUCGCACAAAUCAGACGUGAUACUGGCGAGGCUGGGCGCGUUACGCGGGGAAGAGACGGUCAUAACGCACGCCGGCAACACGUACACCAUCAAGUUGCCACCCGGUCAAAAGGCGGGCGAUUUGGAGGGGGUGAUUCGGGUGCUCGUCACGUCGCUUGGAUGUUGCACAAAUCUCAUGUCACUGGAGUCUCCAGUCAAGGAAUGCAGCAAUUGCGACAUGAAAACAUGUCCGUCGCCUCCGACAAAGCGUAAGGUGCCAGAACAGGAGGCAGCCACCUCGACCACUCCGGCGGAAAUUCCGACGCAGGGCGUCGAGUCACCGAUGGCCAACCUGUCGAAGAUUCCGACCGCCGAGUGGGGUAUCGAGGAGGUGAUACAGUUCAUCGACUGUACCGACCCCUGUUUAGGAGUGCACGCAGAUCUGUUUAGGAAACAUGAAAUUGACGGUAAAGCUUUCCUUCUACUAAACUCGGAUAUGAUGAUGAAAUACAUGGGUCUGAAACUGGGGCCGGCGUUGAAGAUAUGCAACCUAGUUUCUAGAUUGAAGGGGCGUAGACAUAAUUCAUUGUAGAUUGUGAGUAGAGUUAAGUGUAGAUCUUUUUUUUUAAUUUUCUAGCAAUUAGAUUCCAAUUAUGGCAUAAAUGUUGAUAACUAUUUGUGAUAUAAAAUUGUAAAAUGUAUUGUAUAGCUGAAGUUAUCAAGUAGCAAUUUAGACAUUGGAAAAACGUUAGUUUGAAAAUUAUUAGAUGCGAUUAAGGAACUUUACUAUGACCAUUUUUUGUCUUUAUGUAUUUUGAUUAGAUAUAGGCUUAUCAUAAUCAUGCUUUGUACAAAAAAUUAUCCUGUAUUAAAUUUCAAGGGUAAUAAAUAUAUUUUGGAUAUUUGUAAAUAGUAUAUUACUAGGUAUCUUUGAGAAUGUGUGUUAUUGUUUUUUGCUAAAAUUUAAUUUUAGCGAUGUAAGUCUUUUAUUUUGUUCCCAAGUGUAUUAUACUGUUACUACGUUUCAGUCAUUAAUUAAUUACGAAUAGACUAGAAUCAAAUAUUUAUAUUAUCACAAAAAAUAGUAUUAUAUUCGAAUAUGAGUCUAGUCUAUUCAUUUUAGUUUAAUUUUAGCUUUUUUAGAAACUGACGGAUUUAUUUACUUUUAUUUUGAUUACAGUAUACGAGAAUUUUCAAGUACAUAUUUUAAAAUUUUAAAUGUAUAUACAUAUCAUAUUAUUCAAUUUAAUAUUAUAAUCUUUAUAUUUAUUUAUUAUUUUAAAUCCAGUUUGAAAAUAAAGUGUCGUAUAAAAUACAUUUAUAACUGACUUUUUACUUUUUUUUAUAUAGUUCCUUUAUUUAAGAUUUGAUUACUUUAUUUAUUGUGCUUGUAAUUGUAUCCUAUUAAGUUGAUCAUCUAAAUAUAAAACUGUAAACCUUAAACACCGACAAUCUGCUGCUUUAUUAUUAAGUUGAUUCAAACUUGUACUGAACUAAGUGCAAGUUUAAUUGAAGCAGAAGAUUUAAAUAUAAAUAAAUUCUGGGUAAUAUUCGUUCAUUAGAAUUGAUAUGAAAUAAGAAUAAUGUUUAACAUGGAUCAAGCUUUACAUAUAAAUUUAGUUUUGUAAGUGUUACUGUAAUAGUUUUUAACUUUGUAAAUAUUAAACAAGUUUAAAAUA
Aethina tumida (small hive beetle) is the source of this 3168-nucleotide messenger RNA. It is a transcript of the gene Scm, whose product is annotated as polycomb protein Scm. Gene Ontology annotation, biological process: regulation of DNA-templated transcription. Gene Ontology annotation, cellular component: nucleus. NCBI's taxonomy places the organism in Eukaryota, Metazoa, Arthropoda, Insecta, Coleoptera, Nitidulidae. Bases 246 to 2081 code for a protein of 611 amino acids. The record is from RefSeq and is a predicted model, not a curated record. Gene Ontology annotation, molecular function: protein binding; zinc ion binding. The transcript has 5 exons.